Molecule: messenger RNA, 993 nt
Organism: Oppiella nova
Lineage: Eukaryota; Metazoa; Arthropoda; Arachnida; Sarcoptiformes; Oppiidae
Source: the annotation of a GenBank genome assembly
AUGUCUUCAGCUCAAAGGCCAGACCUCAAGACAUAUGCGAAGACCGUUUGUCUGCGAAUGCCGACACGACUGCGAAGGUUUCAGUUACCAGUGUUUCAGAUGGAAGUGUCGUCUCUAAGACAUCAGUUGAUUGAGUUCUCGACAGAGACGCCCAAAAAGACUUCAAAUCGGAACUCAUUGACCAAUAGGUCGUCGGCCGCAGACAUGGACGCCAUGUUUGAUAAGUCAGAAAUGGAUCAGUUGUUAGUGGACGCCAAGAAUGAGAAGCAAAAGUUCGAGACAAUUGUCCGCCAAUUGAGAGAACAGUUAACAAUGGCUGAGACGGAAGUGAAGAAACUGAGACAUCAGUUGGCGUUGACUGAGAGUGACUCCAAAGAGGAGAUCCAGAAACUGAUACAACAGAUCAAGAGCUUUGAGCUCAAGUGCAAUGAGUUUCGUGAGACCAAUGAACAGUUGAUUAUGAAGUUAAAGGCGGCCGAACACCAGAAGCUCGAGACUGAGCUCGAGGCUCAACGGUCGGCCAUUGAGGACAGGAGACAACUGAUGGUCCAGUUGUCCGAUAAGAACAGACUUGUGGCCGAACUCCAGUCCAGUUUAGCCGAUAAGCAGCAGGAGAUCAACAGAUUGAAUGGUGUGAUGGCCGCCGACAAAGAGGAGUGGCAGCAGUUCCAGACGGAUCUGUUAACCACUGUUCGAGUGGCCGAGGAGUUCAAGACUGAAACACUGCUUGAGUGCCAGAAAUUAAUGCAAAUCAACAGAGAUUUGGAGACAAAGUUAGCCGAUCUUGAGAUUGAACUAAAAAAGUACAAAACAAAUGAAGACAAUAUAACCCCAACUGUGGACCAAAACGCCCCGAAAUGCCCGCCAACCGAACAAACUCUACCACAACCUUCACAUCCUGACCCCGAACCCGAACCCAGUCUUCCACUCCCGUCUACCCCAACGCCCCCACCAAUGGACGAGAGCGUGACGAGCACUACACCCGAAUCUCCA